Gallus gallus (chicken) is the source of this 1143-nucleotide messenger RNA. RefSeq lists its product as uncharacterized. The record is from RefSeq and is a predicted model, not a curated record. NCBI's taxonomy places the organism in Eukaryota, Metazoa, Chordata, Aves, Galliformes, Phasianidae. The coding region runs from base 454 to 1143 and encodes 229 amino acids. The transcript is spliced from 6 exons.
UUUUUAUUGGGCUGCACAAGAGUCGUCUUCACUUCUCCAUUCCUGUUCUUCAGAUAACCCCAUGGGGUGACCCUAAGAUGUGGAGCUGGGAGGCGUCCAUUUCCUUCGCUUAUGAUGAAAGCACCGAGGCGAUGCGGGCACUCGCUGAGGUCACAACCACUGCUGGGGUGGGAGCGUUUGUGCCACAGCUGGUGAGCAGAGCUGGUGCUCUGGUGAGCGUGCUGCACGCAGAGACUGAGCUCUGGGCCUUCUGUGGAACAGAUCACCCUGUGAGAGCCCGACGGAAGCAUCGCGUGUGCACUCGUCGGUACUUUCUGCAGGGUUAUUGUCCCAAAGGAGAUUCCGGGAUCGAGGCGGUCUUAGGAAGAGGGAAGCCAGCUCUUUCCAAGGGCUGGGGAAGUUCCUGCAGAGAGAGCCCCUGGAACUUCAGCUUCCUCUGAGCCUUCAGCAGCCAUGUCUCAGCAAGGAGACGACCGCGGUUCCAAUUGCUGCCGUGUGAGUGGCAAGAAGUGGCGCGGUGCGGUUCCCCGCGGUUGGGAGCAGCAGCCAGCAGGCUGCCAGAGAUCCAACCGCACCUUGCAGCGCACAGAGGGACGCAACAGGGACGGACGGUCCUUCCUGCCAUACAGAAGGAUGGAUCCUGCGCGUCCAUGGAGUGGUGCUGGGCAAGGGGGGAAACGGAAAGCCUCCGCAGAGAGAGGUGCCGAGCCCAACGGAAAGAUCUACGCAAAAGCAGUGCAGGAAGUCCUUCUGGAGAGAGCUCAUCUCCAGGCUGGAGGGCUUCCUACAACAGCAGGUCCCAGCACAGGGGGAAGACCUUCCCCUGCCGUGUGCCCCCGCUCUGUCUCCAAGUCCUUGGCUGGAUGUAAACGCAAGGGCUUGGAAGAAGCGAAGCCAACAGCAGUGCAGCUGCCUGCUAACAAAAGAGUGAGGGGGCCGAGCGGAGACAGCGUGCCAGCUCCAGCAGCACACCCUGGGCCUGCUGCAGCGCGGAGCUCCAAGCUAAGAGCGAGAAGACGCCAAGAGAAAGAGAGGAGAGGGGAAUCGAUGAAGGCUGCCCUCAGAGCUGCCACUGCACGUGCAGAGGCCUCCGCAGUGAACAGCCUUGUGGAGAUGAUGCAGAAGCUGCAGCUGAAGGACUGA